Linum trigynum is the source of this 3073-nucleotide messenger RNA. The record is from the annotation of a GenBank genome assembly. Lineage: Eukaryota; Viridiplantae; Streptophyta; Magnoliopsida; Malpighiales; Linaceae.
UACAUGGCCUUUGUACGUCAAAUUUUCUCUUUACUCCAAAAAUAUUUAAGUGAGUAUAUUCUUCCGAAUAAAAACUAAUAUAAUAUUUUGUAAAAAUGAUUGGUUAGAAAAUAUGAGAAUGUGUAAUGGGAUAUAUUAAAAUGUAAUAAAUUUUUUUUACUUGAACAAAAUAUGUUAUAUCGACCCGUACAAUUGUAUCCUUUAGCAUCAAGAAGAUAGAAAUUCAAAUAUGAUAGAUGAAUUAUGACACAUGAUCAGGACAUUAUUAAUAGCUAAGAUAAUCCUCGAAUCAUCAAAGCAGUAGAUGAUCGUUCUUAACAUCCUUAGUGUCGUUAGAACGAUCAUGUGUGAUGUAUGAUCAACUACUAAUACUUUAAAACCCAUUAAAACUAAACAUUUUUCCAGUUCGCUGUUUGCUUGCUUCUUCCAGCUCCUCCUUCUUCGUACCAUCUAUCUUACCCAGUAUGCAUCAAACAACGAUCGACUAUAAGGAUACAAAAAUGAAAAGAAUUACAUGCAAAGUAAAAAAAGAUUAACAAAUUACUCUCAAAUGACGUUAAUUGAGAAAUAUAAAAUUAUGUAAAUUUUGAUAUAUUUCAUGAAUCUCGAAUAUCUCAAUUCUCAAGGACAUGUGGAUGAUCAGUCACGCUAUAAUAUGUGAUUAUUGGCUUAUUGUGUAUCUUUCUAUUAUCUUAGUAGUUUAGAAUUCAGAACUGAUGAAAUAUUUUGUACAACUAAUCGGUUAGAAAAGACUGAGAACAUUAAGGAAUAUACCUGAAAUGUAAUCGUUGCAACUUCACUUCAACAAUAUAUGUUCGAUCUAUUGGCUCAUGUAUUUUGUGUCCUUUAGCACUACAAAGUUAGGAGGUCAAACUUGGUAGACGAAUUAUAGCCACAUAAUCGAAACAUCAUUAAAUAUUCAAGAUAAUCAUCGAGACGGUAGAGUAGAGGAUCGUUGUUAACGCCUCCAGUAGUAUUAUGAUGAUCAUAUGCGAUGUAUGACCAACUAUUAUUAUUUUUAAACAAUUAUAGACCUAUUAAUGCACCGAAUCUUCGGCUGAAACUCGCACAUGUAGCAACAAUCACAAUUCACAAAGACAAAGAAACAAGACAGCAGUACUUAUUAAGCUGUGGUGGCCCUAUAAUAUGAAAACCGGCCUACACCAGAAUUAUGGACAUAUUAUCACCCUCACACAAAGUCACAAGUUAAAUUUGCCCAAGGGCAUCCACGUACUUUCCGCACUGAGCCGAGGUCAACUUCCAGAAGGGCAUCCACGUCCUUUCCACCAACGUAAUUAUUUUUUGGGCGCAUGAUGAUUGAUGAUGGAUGGUGCUGAGGUGUAAUGGUGAAGUUGUGACUGUAACGUGCACAUCGAUCAAUAAUUUCACUUUCCCUUUUCCAUCUCGUCGCCUACUCUCUGUUGCCAUUGCACUCUCUUCCUCCAUGUUUAUAUAAGCCAAUGCCACUCUACCAGAAACCAAGCUGUAAAGCAGAGGAGGAGAAGCAGAAUAAGAAUAUUCUCUCUUCCUUUUUCGUCAUCCUCUGCUUCAUUUUUUAAUAUUAAAAAUGGCGAAAAUUGCUUUGGGAUGUUGCUCGGAGGUGACCAAGCCGGACUGCAUCAAGGCCCUCGUCGUCGAGUUCAUCGUCACCUUCCUCUUCGUUUUCGCCGGGGUCGGCUCCGCGAUGGCCGCCGAUAAGCUAGAGGGAGGGGCGCUGGCGGCGCUGCUGUUCGUGGCGGUGGCGCACACAUUCGUGGUGGCUGUGAUGAUCUCCGCGGGUCACAUCUCCGGCGGUCAUCUCAACCCUGCCGUCACCAUAGGCCUCCUUUUCGGCGGUCACAUCACCGUCGUCCGAUCGGCUUUCUACUGGGUUAUCCAGCUGCUAGCUUCGUCGGCAGCCUGUUUGCUUCUCAAGUAUCUCACCGGAGGAUUGGUGACGCCUGUGCACACACUGGCAAGUGGAGUUGGGUACGGGCAAGGCAUAGUGUGGGAGAUAGUUCUGACCUUCUCCCUACUCUUCACAGUCUACGCCACAAUGGUUGACCCCAAGAAGGGCUCACUCGACGGCUUCGGCCCACUGCUCACUGGGCUCGUAGUUGGAGCCAACAUCUUGGUUGGUGGCCCGUUCUCUGGGGCUUCAAUGAACCCAGCAAGAUCAUUUGGGCCUGCUCUCGUGGCUGGAGUAUGGACCGACCACUGGGUUUACUGGGUUGGGCCUCUCAUCGGCGGUGGGCUUGCUGGCUUUGUCUACGAGAACUUCUUCAUCGUCAGAUCUCACAUCCCCAUUUCCAGCGAAGACCCUAUUUAUUAACUGCGGAGAGAGCAGUACAAGAUUUGAGCGAGGCAGCAGAAAAAAAAUGGUGUCAAGUUCCUGUAGACUAUGAUUAUGUAAGUUGUAGUACGACGUCGUGCAAUCGUGUUGGUUGUGGUGGUAAUUACGUACCUUUGGUUUCGUGUAAUAAUUACCAUGUCAGUAUGUACUCUAGCUCUACCAUUUCAUCACAAGACAAGAGUUUACAUGAAUUCUGGUUCAGUAAGUUUUGGUUAUAGGUUUCACCGUUUCAGAGAAAAGGGAUACAACUUAUAAGAAGCAAUAUUAAUGAGGGCCAAACAUGAGAUUAGAAGACAACUAUUCUACAUCGAGAAACAAAUAUUAGUAGCUGACGUGAAUAUGGGAAGGACGUUCAAUAUAGAAAAAUGAUCGACAUUGUCACUAAAAAAUUAAUUAUUUGUAGAAAAUGUUUGUAUAGAAAGAGGCACUUUCUAGCAUUAGCAUGUUCCAUAAGGCUUUUUCCUAUCAACGUGCAUAUCCUCAACUGGCUUACCGUACUCAAGGGGCAUGACGAUCACAUAUGAACCGCAUCUAAACUCUACCUCUCGUCUCAAGUCACACAAGUAUGAUUGUAUGAGACACUACCCACCACUAAUCACGCAAAUCUUGUUCUUUACGAAAGACAAAACAACCCAAAUGGAUUGUACGUUGACAAUGGGAUUUGUUCUUGUCUCGGAAAUUAAUAAAUGUAGCUAAAUACUGAGUAAUUAUGUUGUUUCGAAAUGAACGAACAAUUUAGUG